AUGGGUUUUCAGAAUAAGAGGAACUUAUUAGGUGUGCAUCUUUUACUGAUCCUUACCUUGGGAUGGCGGGCCGUGUGGCCUGCGGCCGGCCUGGAAACAUUUACCGCUUCAGUUACACCAGACUUGUUAGAUCCAUGGAGUUCGUAUCUAACGACGCAUUCCGAUGUGACAAGUCCGUUUUUUGACGUGUCUGAGGGGGUUUCAGACGAGCCAGUUCCCCAGAAAACACCGUCGGAGCCACCAGCGUCUCCCACAAGGAGAGGCCGAAUCUUUCGAAAGUUAGCGGUUCUCGUGGCUUUGGGUAUAUCAGUUGCGGUGGCAGUUCAAAUCCACCGACGGAAAUCGACCAAUUUUGCGAAGCACCGCCAGGACCGGGCUCCUCCUUCCAACAGGAAUGCACUCCUACAGCAGGUCAGAGGCCUCUUUAAGUCCGCCUCAAUGACUAAUGCUGCGUUAGAGGCUCCAGAGGCUACCGAACUGAUUGGAAAAUUGCGGAAAAAUCUGGAGAAAGCCGAAAGGGCUCAGCGUGAAGGGAGGGCGGCAGCGGAGUUGCACGCAUCCGUUGAUGCUGCGAUAAGUUGUGUGGAAAUGCUGCGCAAUAAAAUAAUAGAGCAUGCUGAAACAAUUGCACAGGGUAGCAAAGUUAUUUCUCUCCAUCCACUCUUGGAUGCGAAUAAUCCUGACCCGGUUGCCGAAAUGAAAAUUUUGAAGGCCUACGACGAAACCGCUGUGGGCCCGUUCUUGCAAUAUUUAUCUUCAGUGUAUAACUUUUCAGAGGCCCUCUUUAUUCGCACAAAGAAAAUUCAUGGAUGUCUGAUGGAAUCAGCGAUACUCUCACAGAAUGACGAUGGCCAGUGGCUGGAGUCUUCUGCCCUUAAGGUUAACUCUUUGCUGUCCACGCUGGAAGCGCAGCAGUACACAGAAAGACUUGCGAAGGGUUUAGUAAGUGGCUCACUUAGUGGUUUAAAGGUGACGAUGUUGGCGGAGAGAGAGGCCAAGCGUUGGCGGCUUCAGUUGAGCCUUGAUCAGGUGCGAAUGCUCCUGCAGCAAACUCAGAGGGCCCUGCAGAAUAUAUCAGGAUCUGCAGAAGAAGCAUCUCUGCAAGAAAAGGGGCUUUUCCUUAAAAAAGUUGAAAGAGAGGUGCAGGAAAUCUCCGAUAAGGUGUCCGGGCUUUCGAUUCCUGCCAAGAGCAUACGAAAAUCGGGUACGCUCCAAGACAUGUUUGCUGUUUGUUCUGCCUGUCAACAAGCAGAGGACGAGGUAUCUGCAGAUCUUGACAGAAUAUUGGGAGUGCUUACUGAAUUCGAACCGAAGGUUGAGGAUCUGGACAAGGCGAGCAAAGAGUUUAUGGAGGAACUGACUGAAAAAUACCGCAAGCUUUUUGCUUGGAAGGAUGAAAUCACGCAGCGCUGCUACUACAACGUCCAAGGGAAGCUUGCAAAUAUCAUUAAAGAAGGCACAUUUCCCUCUGCAACGGCAGCACAAAUGCAGCAUGCUCGCGUUGCCCGAGGUAUACUCAAAAGGAUGGACCAAUCAAUGGAAGCUUCUAAGAGGGAAAUGGGUUACGGCGAAUCUGCCCUACGCGUGUUAAAUUCGAUGGACAAGGUGUCGACUGCUGGACAGGUGCUGGAAGGACUGAAAAAUAUCGGGAAUUCUAUAAUCCAGAUGAAGCAACAAGCUCUUCUGCAGUUUCUGAGUCUCCAUUUAAUAGAUAUUCUACAGCAAGAUGUCGACCAUAUGACACAAAAUGAGGCUACCAUAGCAGCACACCCACAUUACCCUUUUGUUGACAAGCAAAAGAUGCAGGUGUUGGAGAGUGGCUUCAAAGCAGCAAAGGAGAGUAUGGAGUCCGCAGGGUCACUCAAGGAGAUGACAGAGGCAGCUGUUGCCAUGCGCACCUACUACUCUGAAAUGGAAGAGUUAGUAUAUGAACCGCGGCGGCAAACUUAUGAAAAAAGUUGCUUCCCUGUCUGUUCCAAGCCUUUUCUAGGUUCUGCAGCUUAUCUCGUCGGGCAUGUCAAAAUGCUCUGA
Messenger RNA from Eimeria maxima, 2031 nucleotides. RefSeq lists its product as hypothetical. The record is from RefSeq and is a predicted model, not a curated record. The coding region runs from base 1 to 2031 and encodes 676 amino acids. Lineage: Eukaryota; Apicomplexa; Conoidasida; Eucoccidiorida; Eimeriidae. The transcript is spliced from 2 exons.